Messenger RNA from Asparagus officinalis (garden asparagus), 442 nucleotides. Its product is annotated as phosphoenolpyruvate carboxykinase (ATP)-like. The record is from RefSeq and is a predicted model, not a curated record. Lineage: Eukaryota; Viridiplantae; Streptophyta; Magnoliopsida; Asparagales; Asparagaceae. The transcript has 5 exons. Gene Ontology annotation, molecular function: phosphoenolpyruvate carboxykinase (ATP) activity; ATP binding. Gene Ontology annotation, biological process: gluconeogenesis. Gene Ontology annotation, cellular component: cytosol. The annotation marks the transcript as partial.
AACUAAAGGUCCUGCAAAAAAGCUGCUAAAGAAACCUGCUUCUGUGAUCAUUGCUUCCGCUGACAGCACCGGUGCAAUUCCAUUGGUAUCGAAGCUGUCUCCAGGACAAGCCGCUUAUCACUUUUUGGCAGGCUAUCAGGAUGGAAAAUUCUUGCCUGCUUUCAGCAGAGGUCCUUCGCCUCUUGAUCCGCUAGCACUUGCCAUUGCCCUAUUGUCACAUUUAAAGAAUAAUGAGAUCUCGUCCUUCUUGAUCAAUGUUAACAGUGGUGGAAAGCAUAUAACUGGUGAGGAGAUUAUUAGACUUGCUUCAGUCACUUUAUCCGAUAAAGCGCCAGAGGGCAAAACAGGGAUUGUUGAUUCCAAAGUUAGAGAUCUCAAGGGGAAGUACAGGAGUUUUUUAUCUAGUAAGUUUCAGGAGCUGCCUGAAGAGUUCACAUUUUGA